Messenger RNA from Daldinia caldariorum, 1775 nucleotides. RefSeq lists its product as uncharacterized. Gene Ontology annotation, biological process: protein dephosphorylation. The record is from RefSeq and is a predicted model, not a curated record. The transcript has a single exon. NCBI's taxonomy places the organism in Eukaryota, Fungi, Ascomycota, Sordariomycetes, Xylariales, Hypoxylaceae. Gene Ontology annotation, cellular component: cytoplasm. Gene Ontology annotation, molecular function: phosphatase activity; inositol diphosphate tetrakisphosphate diphosphatase activity. The coding region runs from base 573 to 1340 and encodes 255 amino acids.
CGCACCUACUUAUGUACGUAGAUGCAAACUUAAAAGGGCGAGCCGUCGAAGACAAUAAAUACCUAGCCUGGUUCGUUAUUCCUUUCAAGUUCCAACCCAUUUUUCCACAAUUGUUGUCAAACGUUGUCAAACUGGUCUUUUCAACCUGACAACAUCCUCUUUGCAGUGUCGCGUCUUCAAAUAUCCCAUCGCCUACCAGUGGCAGCACCAAUUUCACCUGGUCCCGCAUUCACAACCACUGAUUAGUAUAUUUGACUGACAAGAUGAGAUUGACAUUACAUCUUGACAACAUGACUGGCUUUCUCGAUUCGCUUUGAUCGGGCGUCCCGCCGGACCAGACAACAUCCAUCAUCCAGCAUCCAGCAUCUCCCAAACAACUCAAAAUCGACUCAUCUCAUCUCUCUAUUAGCACUUCUAUACAAGAUACGAAGCCCUUAAAUCUUACUCCUUAAACGCACUUUUACUCUACUCUACCUUCCCGGGAAAAAAUUCAAUCCGGAAACUCGAACUUGAUCACCGCGUUUCGUUUACCUUAUAAAAUACACCACCGGCCUAGGCGGAUAGAAAGAAUCAUGUCUUGGUUUCACCAGGAUCGCAGCGGGAACUCCGCGUCCUCGCUAGAUAGCACGGACGUCCCCCAUGAAAAACGCAACCUGUCUCACGUGAUGGGUAUUAACGUGGAAUCCCCCGAUGUUGUUCUCCGGGAGUCAUAUGUUUCCGCGAAGGAUAUAGCUGUUGAACGUCCAUUGCCCUUUCGCGGUACCCCACCCGUGAACUUCGCCAUGGUUCUCCCCGGCUUGUACCGAAGUGGUUAUCCAAAGGCCGCAGAUUACCCGUUUAUGCUGGCGCUUAAGCUUAAGACUAUUGUUACCCUAGUCGGAAAUGACCUCCCAGAUGGCUAUCAGCAGUUCGUUGAGGCGAACUGUAUCAAGCACGAAAUAUUCGACAUGGCCGGCACAAAGAAGGCCGAGAUCCCUAUCGAGACUAUGCGGUCUAUCCUCUCCGUCGUUAGCAAUCGGAAAAAUUACCCCUUACUUAUUCAUUGCAACCAGGGCAAGCAUCGUACAGGAUGUGUUGUCGGAAUUUUACGCAAGACUAGCGAGUGGGAUACAGCUAGCAUUAUUCGAGAAUACAGCAAAUAUGCAGAGCCGAAAGUGAGAGAGACGGACGUCAAAUAUAUUACCGACUUCAAGACAGCCGAUAUUCCCCCAGCAGUACCGAAACUGACGAGGGGGCCGUACAUCGUGCGGACAUUCUAUGGCAUGGUGAUGCUAGCAUCUUUGACCAUAUCAGUUUGGGUAUGUUCGGGCGCCAAACUUCUAGUAAUCACGACGCCGUGACCGUCAGCGGCCGCUGAUAUCAUUGGAUCGCAUGAGAGGUUACGUUUCCAAGUGUGCCCGAAGCUGGCAAGGGAAAUCCUGGAAUAGGUGGAUUCAAAUGCGGUCUGAGAAGAUGUGGUAGAGAUUUAAAGCAUCACGUCUACAGGGGGUUUAGAUACUUGGGUAAAAGAUGCACCAUACAGGGCGUUGAGAAACAAAAUUGAUUGGCAUUUUCGUGGAUUUGAGAUACAAGGGGAGGUUUGGUUUAGGAGACGAUCAAGAGCUGAGGUGUCUCCCGGCGUUCGAUUAAGGGUUGGCUUCGACGGAAAUCCCCCGUCGCAUCUUUGAUUUAUUUUCUCCUGUCCCCAGAAUUUACAGGUUGUGGUACGGUAAUAUUAGGACCCGGAUAAUAGAAAUCGGGACGGCUGGUAAUAUUUCAGAUUAGACAGAUCUAUU